GACCGUUGUCUGUUUAUGUUUCGGGGGUUUGUUCGGGGAGAUAUCGUCCAAUCGAGCGGAAAAUUGGCUCUGCUGGAUGCAUUUUUCAUUGAAAACAUGGCCAGACGGAAAGUUGUUUACGGUGCUACAGUCACUUUUGGAACUGAGUGAAUCGGUGACGUCGGAUCAAUCAUACAGAUGGCAAAAGUGACCUAUGAACAUUUUGAGUAAAGGAAAUUGUAUCCGGUUUUGGUUACCAUCAUUUGGAAUUGGGAAAUAGAAAAGGUUUAUUGCGUCAGUCGUAUUUGCCGAAAACCACAAGUAGUGACCACCACUUGGGACUUGUUCUUAUGUUGCCGAAAACGUAAACACACCCCCAUGGUAGCAUGUGUGCGUGCGGAACAUUAUGCUAUGAGUUCCUUCGCAUAGGUUUCCCAGCACAGACAGAAGCAUAGAUUCUCCAUUGCUUGAGCGCGGUCAUAAAUUUUCGGCGCUCCUCACGAGCUUCGAUAUUGACGUGUGGUUCCGAAGCACAUUGUUGCGUCGCAGACAGGGUCGUGUGUGACCGUGAAACCAGGUGAAUAUGUGCGUGCGUGCGGCAUAAAUAGAACAAAACGUGCGGGAAAAUAUAUUGCAGUGAAACGUAAAGUGAACGUGUGGCGGGAGUGAUUUAGCUAAUUUCCGUCCGAGAAAGGCGGAAGUUAUAAGAAAUUCUGAUAUUCCGACCCAACCAUGACGGCCAACGACAAUGAUCAGCUGGCUGAAAAGGAUGCCGGCGGCGCUGGGGGUGGUGAAAAAGUCGUGCUGAAGCGCAAGAUAACGCUAAUCAAUGGGAUUACAAUCAUUGUCGGUACCAUCAUAGGAUCCGGCAUUUUCGUUUCACCCGCUGGAGUUUUUCUGUAUACGAAAUCCGUCGGCUCCUCGCUGAUCAUUUGGAUGCUAAGCGGCAUCCUGUCGACGCUGGGUGCGCUAUGCUAUGCCGAGCUCGGCACCUGUAUCACCCGCUCCGGAGGCGACUAUGCGUAUCUACUUGUUGCGUUCGGGCCACUUGUUGGCUUCCUGCGGCUCUGGAUGGCCCUGCUCAUCAUUCGACCUACCACCCAGGCCAUCGUUGCGCUGACCUUCGCCCAGUAUGCCGUGAAACCGUUUUUCCCCGAAUGCGACCCACCGGCGAACGCAGUGCGACUACUCGCGGCCGGCUGUCUCUGCUUCCUGACGGCGGUCAACUGCAUCUCUACCAAGUGGGCUAUGAAGAUUCAGGAUGUGUUCACGCUGGCCAAACUGACGGCGCUGAUUUCGAUCAUCCUGGCGGGAGUUUGGUUCAUCGCCACUGAAAAGUCGGACAAUUUCGAUAACGCAUGGGAAGGGGACUACGCGCUUUCGAGCCUGGCGUACGCUUUUUACUCGGGACUGUUCGCCUUCGGAGGGUGGAAUUAUUUGAACUUUGUUACCGAAGAGCUGGAGAACCCAUACAAAAAUCUUCCUCGCGCCAUUUGGAUCGCUAUGCCGCUGGUCACCGCCAUCUACGUGUUCGUUAACUUGGCCUACUUUGCCGUAGUUCCGCGGCACGACAUGCUGGCAUCGAUCGCCGUUGCGGUGAACUUCGGUAACCGUAUGUUUGGCUCCGUCGCUUGGUUGAUUCCCAUAUUCGUUGCGCUUAGUUGUUUCGGAGGGGUCAACGGUAUUUUAUUCACAUCGGCACGACUGUUCUCCACCGGAGCCCAGGAAGGACAUCUACCGGCUUGGUUUUCAUUGGUACACGUGAACCGACAAACUCCGAUACCAGCGCUGAUUUUUACGUGCGCAACAUCGAUCAUCAUGCUGAUGUCUGCCAAUGUCGUCUUGUUAAUUAAUUACUUUAGUCAGAUUCUUUGGCUCUCCGUGGCGGCCUGCGUAGCAGGACUUCUCUGGCUUCGAGUAGCCAAACCAAACAUGCCCCGGCCAAUUCGGGUGAACCUGGCGGUCCCAAUCAUCUUCCUGGUCUGCUGUCUAGUGCUAGUGCUGCUGCCAUCGUUCAGCGAACCGCUGAACCUUAUCAUCGGCCUCGCAAUCACUCUAUCCGGUGUUCCCGUGUACUACAUUUGCGUGGUGUGGAGCAGAGGAGGCAAACGCAGCCGAAACUUCCUGAUGGCAUGGAUCGAACGCGGCUGCCAGAUUCUGUUCAACGCGGCUUUCGUAGAUUGCCAUCACGAUCGGAAGAGCGAGCGGGAGAUGUCCGACAUGCAGACCAGUAUCGUUGACGAGAAGAACGUUUUCGAUUAGAGCGAGUUGUAGUGCGAUUCGAGCCGGUGCAUUUUUUGUUGCUCUGGUUGUAUUGAUUUCCCGUCGAGAACUGGUGUAGCAUUUAUAUGAAUGUUUUUGCGCUGUAAACUCGAGGGAAAUUUAAACGAACACAUUUGCUUACAUUUUUUGCGUAGCAUAGAUGGGACGUUUUCGUCUGGAGAUUUUUUUUGUAUAUUUUUGUUAUGCAGAGAAGCAAUCACAGGAGUACUUUAAGAUAAAAAAUACUGAUACGAGAUCUGAUCAUAAACUUAUUCUUAAAUAAAGAGCGUAUUCAAGCUCGUUGCAUUUGAUGAAUCAUAGCUGUACUCAGAUUUACAAAUAUCAGUGUACUUAAGAUAAAAAUAUCAGAAUGAAUAUACAAUGUCUUCUGCACUACAGGCCAAAAUAAUGUAUGUCAUAUAUGAAUAAAGAGAUACAGGUGAAAAUUACUCACUCAAAGAAAUUAUGAGAAAAAUGUUACAAAAAUGAAAAUUACGAUCUCAUUAUACCAGUACGGAUUGCCGGACGAGCUCUGCAAACAUGGGAGAGGACCACUCGUUAGGUUAUUUCCUGGGAUAUUUCAAAGAUCUGAGAGGAGGCUGGAAUGAUGCAACUAUCGUAUCAUCACUCUUAUCAACACGCGGUUGUGUCACGAGCGACCGCAUUUUCGACGUAGAACUACGAAAUUAUAUUGUGCAAUCCACUUGUUUUUCACUUCGGAUAUUAUUUUAGAAUGCAUCAAAAUUUUUGAAAAAAACUUUCACCGUUGUUUAGGUGCGCACCAUGUGCAUUCUGUGUAUUAGUAUAGGAGUCAGCCUUAACCUCAUAUAUAUAGCGAAUUAGUUUUUGAACCUGGGCUAGUUCCAAACUGAUAGUGAAUUCAUUUUUAAAACUGACCCAAACUGACUCUGUAAUAAAAAACGUUUUCAGUUUCACGAAUGCGGCGGUUUGUUGGUGUGCGUUAUAUAGCCUGAUUUGUGUAUAUUUGCGAUGAAAAAUGUACAGUGGCGACAUUAGUGGUUGGGAGGUAAAUUAUUCUCUAUCAGAUCAGAAGGGCCAAGAGCAGUGUAAAAAUAUAAAAGUUUGAAUGAAAAUUUCUA
This is a messenger RNA of Toxorhynchites rutilus septentrionalis, 3341 nucleotides long. RefSeq names its product Y+L amino acid transporter 2 (gene JhI-21). Bases 712 to 2241 code for a protein of 509 amino acids. NCBI's taxonomy places the organism in Eukaryota, Metazoa, Arthropoda, Insecta, Diptera, Culicidae. The record is from RefSeq and is a predicted model, not a curated record. Gene Ontology annotation, molecular function: L-amino acid transmembrane transporter activity. The transcript has 7 exons. Gene Ontology annotation, biological process: amino acid transmembrane transport. Gene Ontology annotation, cellular component: membrane.